AUGGGCAUGGACAUAGCUCACCGAGACUACCUCCUAGCCACGCUCCACACCAUCCUCGGCGUCGCCACCCUCCUGCUCUGCGUCCUCGCCGAGCUCUCCAUUUUCGCCUUCCGGUGCCACGCGGCGCUGUAUCUCGUCCCCGUGGCAGCACUGCUUCUCUUCAACCGCCGCUUCCGGCGCCGUGCUGCCGCGGCCACGGACGACAUCGGGCUGGUGGACUUCUCGUGCCUGAAGCCGCCCCUGCCGGCUGCGCCUCCCGGUGGCGGGGCUGCUGGAGCACCUGAGGCUCAUCGCCUGCUUCGACGACGGGAGCGUGGAGUUCAUGGCCAAGGACCUUCAACCUCUCCGGGCAUGGGCUGCGCCGCGGGCGUCGUCGGCGUGGAUGUCGCGCGGAGACUCCUGCUCACGCACGCCAUCUCCUACGCCGUCGUCGUCAGCGCCGAGAUCGUCACCGUCGGGUGGUACAGCGGCAAGGACCAGGGCAAGCUGCUCCUCAACUGCUACUUCCGCACCGGCUGCUCCGCCGCGCUAGUCACCAGCAUCCGCGGCGGCGCGCCGACGGUGCCGGUCAACAUCCGCGGCGGCGCGCCGACGGUGCCGGUCAAGUACCGGCUCGCGAGCCUGACGCGCACGAACCAGAUCGCCAACGACUGGAGCUACCGCUCGGGGUACCGCGACGAGGACGACGAGGGCAUCACCGGCUUCACCCUCGGCCAGGGCGUGGGCCGCAUGGUGAGCGAGCUGCUGCGCGCGCACCUCGUGACGCUCAGCCUGUCCAUCCUCCCGUGGCGCGAGAAGCUGCGCUACGUGCUGGCACUGCUCCUGUCGUCCCGCUCCCGCCGGCGCCGCCUAGCAGGCGGCGGCGACAACAAGCUCGCCCGCCCCGCCGCGCCGCCGCUUCCCGACUUCCGCGAGGCCGCGGACCACUUCUGCCUCCCGUCGUCGGGCGGGCCGAUGAUCUGGCGCCUGGGCCAGGGCCUCGGGCUCGGCGAGCGAGAGAUGGAGGCGGCGCUGAUGACGUUCCACCGGUUCGGCAACCAGUCGGCGGCGUCGCUGUGGUACCAGCUCGCGUACCGUCAAUCUACGACGUUCCAUUUCCAACCGGAUCAAGUGAUCGAUCGAUGUUCUUGA
Miscanthus lutarioriparius is the source of this 1131-nucleotide messenger RNA. The record is from the annotation of a GenBank genome assembly. NCBI's taxonomy places the organism in Eukaryota, Viridiplantae, Streptophyta, Magnoliopsida, Poales, Poaceae.